AUGUUGCAGCAGCUGCUCCAAGGACAACAACUCCAAGGGAAAGCUCUGAACCAGGUUACUACCGAGAUCAAUACCAGAAUGAACCAUAUGUUCGGAGAUUUGAGCACCAAGUACGAUAAUGUCGCGAGCCAUAUGAGACAGAUGGACAUUCAGAUAGCUCAGACUGCUGAGAGCGUCAAGAGGCAGCAAGGUACUCUACCUGGUAAAACAGAUAAAAAUCCUAAGGAGUGCAAUGCAGUUCAACUGAGGAGCGGAAAACAACUUUCUGAGCCAGAGAAGAGGAGGUUCACCACGGCUGAGAAAGGGAAGCAGAAAGAGUCAGAACAACUACCAGCCGAUACCCCGUCAGUUGAGAGGAAUACAGAACCAGCAGUUGGAAUAAGUUCACCAGGGCCAGAACAACCAGCUGAAGCUGUUCGCCCGAUCCCAGAGGUUGUUCCUCCUCGCGAAUACAUUCCUAAAGUCCCUUACCCUGUUCCAGCAAAGGCCACUCGUAUGGACAGAGAGGAGAUGAAGUGCAGGAAGAUGCUGGAGGACCUAACCGUCCGACUCCCCUUGAUUGAUGCGAUCCAGAUGAUGCCCUCCAUGCGCAGCUUUAUGAAGGGAUUGAUCUCAGGAAAAAUAUCAGAGGAGAGCGAAUUCAUGACAGUUUCCAAGGAGUGCAGCGCAGUGCUUCAGAACAGGCAGAUAAAGAAGCGAGGAGACCCCGACAAGUUCGUCCUCUCUAUCCAGAUUGGGAAGACAGUUUUUGCAUGCUCCUUGGUUGAUCUUGGAUCCAGCGUGAACCUCAUGCCUUACUAUGUAGCACGACGUCUAGGAUACACACAUUUCAAACCAACUAAGAUGUCCUUAGUGUUCGUGGAUAGAUUAGUCAAAUCCCCAGUUGGUAUACUAGAGGAUCUCCAAGUAAAAGUCGGAAACACCUCUGUUCUUGCAGACUUCGUUGUUCUGGAGCUGGAAGAAGAGUCUAAGGAUCCUCUCAUCUUGGGAAGACCAUUCCUAUGUACUGUUGGAGCCAUCAUUGAUGUGCGACAAGGGAAGAUUGAUCUGAAUCUUGGGGACAUAGUCAUUCAAUUCGAGAUGGAUGAGCUACUAAAAGAGCCGAUGUUAGAAGGGUAG
This is a messenger RNA of Brassica napus (rape), 1119 nucleotides long. RefSeq lists its product as uncharacterized. The coding region runs from base 1 to 1119 and encodes 372 amino acids. Lineage: Eukaryota; Viridiplantae; Streptophyta; Magnoliopsida; Brassicales; Brassicaceae. The record is from RefSeq and is a predicted model, not a curated record. The transcript has a single exon.